AUGUACCACCAGGUUCACAGUCUGGACGCUCCAGGUCAAAAGUUUAGGACCAAGGGAGGUGAUGUCCAGUUUGUGAACCGGUGCCGCCUGUACAUAGAUGAUGGCGAGGAGCGCAAAAACAUUGCCAUGGGUAGAUCAUUGAACUCAGAAGUCAUUGAUGAAAUUAAUACAUAUCUUCUUUCCUGUAAUCCUUUCAUCAAUGAUUUCCGUAGAUUGAGUGAUGAGCCUUCAGUCAACGCUUAUUUGGAAUUUGAAGUGACCAGCAGAUCUACCCAUGGCCCUGUUCUUGGAGAUAGGCAAACAGGCAUUGAAGUGCACGCUGUAUUGAGCAAUGAAGACACCAUAACUGAUCCAAGAAAAUUGACCAUCUGGAAGAAGAGUGAUAGGCGUCCGUCUUCCGUUGACCUCUUUAGCCCCUUAAUGGAGCCUUUCCAAUAUCCGUUGCUCUAUCCUCAAGGUAAUUUAGGGUGGCAUAUUGGGCGCUUAGACAACCACGGGGGGAAACUUUCACAAUACAAUUACUCUAGAUGUCUCCUCCUCUCCGAUCCCCGUUUCUCGCAUUUCGGCAGGCUGUCUCAAGCAUGGCAGGUCGAGAUGUUCGCGAGGUACGAGGAGGAGCGUCUAAGAUUUAUUCGUUUCUCCCAAAACGCGUUCUGCUGCUCAAAAUUCCUUGAGGAUAGGACCACUGGACGAGCUCCUUGA
This is a messenger RNA of Homalodisca vitripennis (glassy-winged sharpshooter), 702 nucleotides long. RefSeq lists its product as uncharacterized. NCBI's taxonomy places the organism in Eukaryota, Metazoa, Arthropoda, Insecta, Hemiptera, Cicadellidae. The record is from RefSeq and is a predicted model, not a curated record. The transcript has a single exon. Bases 1 to 702 code for a protein of 233 amino acids.